AUGGAGUCUGAUACAUUGCCUGAUACACGACUGCCGUCGUCUUCCCUACCUCGACAAGGAUGGUCCCGACUACUAUCCCCACCACACGCGUCUCCAGUCGUGCCCGCUGUUGGCCCUUCAGACCAGACAAACCAACGAUACGACUCCGUCGCCGACGACCCCGCCGCCGCAUAUCGUGCCACGGCUCUGCGACAGAUCAACGGUUCCCCGAGGCCUGCAUCUCGUCCUAUCCGAGUUGAUAACCCCUCUGGAAGGCGCUCGUCUACACUCGCUUCGCGCCCCGUGCUUGUCAGAGCGUAUUCGGGAGAUGCGCAGGGUAGAACUAGACGACCAUCUACUAUGUCUGCGCGUCGGUUCCUCUCAUUCUCUGGCUCAAAGAGCUCGGCUCCAUCUCGUCCGUCACAGUCUGAUGUCAUGUUUCCUACGGAUAAGGAUUUCAGUAUUGAAAGUAUACUGCAGGCCAUCGAGCCGGAUAUCCGUGGGACUCUGGACUCGAUUGCUGAGAUCUGUGGGCGGAGCAAGCUGAGUCUUUCCAAUGAGUAUGGGAGUCACAUCGCGCCAUUGGGUGAGAUUUGCGCACCUUCGGGUGCGCUGGGACCUGUUGAAGAGGCCAGGUCUAACGAGGAACGAGGUACCGACGACGGCAACACAGUCAUUGUUGAGGAUGAGGCCAGUCCAGAUCCAGCUCGCGAUAUGAACCCAUUCUCGUUUCAUCGGUAUCUGGAAAAUCUGCGACAAACUGCGUCUAUACUCGAACAGAAUGGUACAUCUAGCCCAACGACCUUCAGACAGCCCAAUUCUCCACUAUCUCCUACCAUGGCCUCCGAGGUGGAAACUGUUUUUGCUAUUCCGCCAGAGACCAUAUCCUCAACCCCUUUCACGCGCGAAUUCGCAUCAAAACCUAAGCACAGCGGACGCGAUCUACUUGCGAAGAUCGAUGCUGCUAGCAGGGGCGAACAGCAUUCAUCUCAGAUGUCCACUCCUGCUGUAGUGUCAGAGGUUCAUCUAGAGGCGAUUGCAAAUGAUGGGUCCUCCGCUGAAUUCAAUAUCCUCCCGCAACCUGCUCUGGGUAGUUAUGGUUCGUCUGACAACAUGGAAAGCUCAGGUCCAGAAAUAAUCCAAUCCCUUCUUGGUUGGCUGAGGUGGACUGCGAGUAUCGCUGAACCAGAAUCUAGUCCUGCUUUGCAGUCCGCGGAGGGUCGGCUACGAGCCAUGCUUGAUCGCCCAGGGAAUGAAGCUGUAUCCCCAACUGUGCCUUGA
Penicillium expansum is the source of this 1260-nucleotide messenger RNA. RefSeq lists its product as uncharacterized. The transcript has a single exon. Bases 1 to 1260 code for a protein of 419 amino acids. Lineage: Eukaryota; Fungi; Ascomycota; Eurotiomycetes; Eurotiales; Aspergillaceae. The record is from RefSeq and is a predicted model, not a curated record.